AUGAAUUUCUCAUUAUCAGUAAGAGCAGAACAACAAAAUAGACGUUUGUCGCGAGGUUAUACCUUAAAAAAUAAUAAUAUUUCAACAGGCCUUCUCGGAGUUUCCAGUUCAAAUGAUUCUUUUAUUCUGGAUUGCUUUGAAACGCCCUUAAUAGAAUUAGAAAAAUCUUUCAAUAGUUUAUUAGAGAAUUUUGAAAAUAUUAAAAAAGUUCAAGAAUCUUUGAAUGAAUUUAAUAAAGCUUUUUCUGGAUUCUUAUAUGGCAUUAAAAUGAAUGCUCAUUGCGUUGAAUUUUCCGAGGCUCCAACAAAGGAAGCGAUUACCUCUUUCAUUAACAGACGGGUGAGCUUACAAACGAAAAAUACAACACCACGAAUGAAAACACCUACACAUCAAUUACAAUCAAACAAAAAAGUUGAAGAGCAAAAAAAUCUUGAAACUUCUACAAAAUCACAAAAAUCCCAAGUUGAGAUUCUUGAAACAAAAAAUUUCAAAACCCCUACCAAAGUACUACAAAAACCACGUAGAAGAAAGAUUAAUAAACAAAUGGAAAUCAAGGCUGUGAUUAAGAGGAUUGUUGACACUUUACCACAGAAAUAUCGCGAGAAACAGCAAGCAAACCGUGGAAAUGUCGAAGCGAUCCUUAAACUCGUGUGUUCAAAACCAAAUGAUGGAUUGUAUAUGGAAGAAAUCAUUAAACGUACAAAUUUAACCCGAUUUAGAUGUUGGGAAUAUCUUAACAUUUUGGUUAACGGUAAUCAUGUGAUUAAAAUUAGUAAGAAAGGCCAAAUGUUUAAAUUAGAUCCUAUAAAGUAUGCCAAUUUUAUUCAUUUAAUGAGUCUCUGA
Funneliformis caledonium is the source of this 843-nucleotide messenger RNA. The record is from the annotation of a GenBank genome assembly. NCBI's taxonomy places the organism in Eukaryota, Fungi, Glomeromycota, Glomeromycetes, Glomerales, Glomeraceae.